Messenger RNA from Ceratosolen solmsi marchali, 882 nucleotides. Its product is annotated as Glia maturation factor. Lineage: Eukaryota; Metazoa; Arthropoda; Insecta; Hymenoptera; Agaonidae. Gene Ontology annotation, cellular component: cortical actin cytoskeleton. Gene Ontology annotation, molecular function: Arp2/3 complex binding; actin binding. Bases 422 to 841 code for a protein of 139 amino acids. The record is from RefSeq and is a predicted model, not a curated record. Gene Ontology annotation, biological process: actin filament debranching; negative regulation of Arp2/3 complex-mediated actin nucleation. The transcript has 4 exons.
AAAGAAACAGUGGCCUGGGGAGCUUCGAGUACUCGUACGUGCGUGAAAUAAACUUGGGAAAAGCCCCGGAGAGCGGCAAAGUAGUUUGUUAUUGUGACGCGCGUUAUGUUGGACUCGCGCUGGCGAGCAAACGAUAUAACACGUUGUAUCGCCACUCUCCUUCCUCAUCGACAUCACUCCGGCGUUUUUCUAAAGCUACGGAGCGCGCGUCCGUGUCCAAUGCGUUGGCUGUAUGCGUGAGUGCGCGAACGCCUUAGCAAAGGAUGGUCAGAGGUAGGUAUCGCCACGCCACGGGGGGACGUCACCUUUAUUAAUUUGCUGCCACAGCUUUUAGCCAGGAGUGCGCGGCCGAAAGGAAACAAUAAUAACGCUUCGACCACGCCGCUAAUAACGUGUCCAAGACAUCCGAUAGGCUGACAAAAUGACUUCUAAUAAUAUGUGCGAUAUCAAAGAUGACGUUAAGGAUGCAUUGAAAGAAUUUACAUUUAGAAAAAGUGAAAAAAAUGCUGCUCUUUUAUUGAAAAUUGACAAAGAAAAACAAAAAAUUUGCGUGGAUGAAUUGAUAGAGAAUGUUCAAGUAGAAGAGCUGCAGGACAUAAUUCCAGAACACGAACCGCGCUACAUUAUUUACAGUUAUAAAAUGGAGCACUCGGAUGGUAGAAUAUCAUAUCCCAUGUGUUUUAUAUUUUAUACUCCAAGGGAUAUUCAAAUGGAGUUACAAAUACUCUAUGCCGGAAUGAAAUUAGUAUUGCAAAGAGAAGCACGUCUUACUAGAGUUUAUGAAGUACGUGAAUUGGAAGAGUUGACGGAAGAUUGGCUCAAAGAAAAAUUAAGCAGGUAGAAGAUUGUGAUUCUUAGAUUAAGUUUUUUUACUCCUAUUAA